AUGGCUGAAUCGCAGGAUAAAUCACUGCACACAAAGACGGAUGGCAUAGCUAUCUCGCCGGAAGCUGCCUCGCCAGAUGUGGAGGAGAAUAUGAGUAUCGGCCGGUACAUCGUGACUCGGAUUCCGAGCUUGAAGCCGCCGAUGAGAAAGGCGCCGAAUCCCUUCACAGCCCUUGCUCUUCUCAACUUUCAACAAUGGAUGUUUUUCUUGGUCGCAUUCUUGGGAUGGAGCUGGGAUGCCUUUGAUUUCUUCACCGUUUCGCUGACGGCAUCCGACCUGGCGAAGACCUUCGAUAAAUCCGUUACCCAAAUCACAUGGGGAAUUACAUUGGUACUGAUGCUGCGAUCCGUAGGCGCAAUUAUCUUUGGAAUUGCAGCCGACCGAUGGGGUCGCAAGUGGCCGUUUGUCGUUAACCAGCUCCUAUUCGUGGUUUUGGAACUCGGUACUGGUUUCUGCCAAACAUACCAACAGUUCUUGGGUUGUCGUGCACUCUUUGGUAUCGCCAUGGGUGGUCUCUACGGGAACGCAGCUGCAACAGCAUUGGAAGACUGUCCUCCUGAGGCCCGUGGUAUCAUCUCUGGACUAAUGCAGCAAGGUUAUGCUUUUGGAUACCUUCUCGCAACAGCUUUUGCUCGUGGAUUGGUCAACACAACCUCGCAUGGAUGGAGACCUCUCUAUUGGUUUGGCGCGUGCCCUCCUAUUCUCAUCAUCGCUUUUCGUUUGUGUCUGCCGGAGACGGAAACAUUCCGCCGUCGCCAGGCUACCCGGGAGGAGGUUCGUGGUGGUGUGGCCAAGUCCUUUAUCGAGGAAGGAAAGGUGGCUCUAAAGCGACACUGGCUUUUGUUGAUUUACCUCGUCUUGCUCAUGGCUGGGUUCAAUUUUAUGUCGCACGGUUCUCAGGAUCUUUACCCCACGAUGCUGGAAAACCAGUUCGACUUCUCGGCCAACGCAGUCACAGUUACACAAGUCGUUGCGAACCUCGGCGCAUUAACAGGAGGAACUUUAUGCGGAUGGGCAAGUCAAAUCUUCGGUCGUCGCUUCUCGAUCAUCGUGAUCUGCAUUGUAGGUGGAGCACUACUCUACCCUUACACAUUUGUGACGACUCACGCCGUCAUUGCUGCCGCAUUCUUCGAGCAAUUCUGCGUCCAAGGUGCUUGGGGUGUGAUUCCUAUCCAUCUUAUGGAAUUAUCUCCUGGAUCUAUCCGAACAUUCGUAGUGGGUACGGCCUACCAACUUGGUAACCUAGUUUCAUCCGCCAGUUCCACCAUCGAGUCAACCAUCGGUGAACGAUUCCCCCUCCCGCCAACUGCAAGUGGCACCAAACGCUACGAUUACGGCAAGGUUAUUUGCAUCUUCAUGGCCUGUGUAUACGUCUACACUAUCGUUGUUACGUUCGCUGGACCAGAGCGUCUGGGUCGUAAUUUCGAUGCCGAGCACGAUGCUGACCUGGCCAUUGUCGCGGCUCAGCAAGGAAUGGAUCGGGAGAGUGAUGACCCGGAGAAGGCUACAGCUACACGACACGAGUAG
Molecule: messenger RNA, 1527 nt
Organism: Penicillium malachiteum
Lineage: Eukaryota; Fungi; Ascomycota; Eurotiomycetes; Eurotiales; Aspergillaceae
Product: sugar transporter family protein
Exons: 3
Coding region: 1-1527 (508 amino acids)
Biological process (GO): plasma membrane lactate transport
Cellular component (GO): plasma membrane
Molecular function (GO): secondary active monocarboxylate transmembrane transporter activity
Source: RefSeq, a predicted model, not a curated record